This is a messenger RNA of Phaedon cochleariae (mustard beetle), 597 nucleotides long. Lineage: Eukaryota; Metazoa; Arthropoda; Insecta; Coleoptera; Chrysomelidae. The record is from the annotation of a GenBank genome assembly.
AUGUCUUCAAGACCAGAUGAUCAUAGACGAAAAUGGGAUAAAGAGGAGUAUGAAAAAAUAGCAGAAGAAAGAAUCAAAGAAGAAAAACUUGAAAAGGAGGAAUCUGACCUAAAGAAAAAAGGACCUCCAAUCAAAAGGGAACUUCUGAAAACCCGUGAUUACAAAGUUGAUCUUGAUUCCAAACUCGGAAAGAGUAUUGUCAUAAAUCUUAACACACCUACGUCACAGUCUGGUGGAUACUACUGCAAUGUCUGUGAUUGUGUUGUUAAAGAUUCCAUAAACUUCUUAGACCAUAUCAAUGGUAAAAAACAUCAACGCAAUUUAGGUAUGUCAAUGAAGGUUGAGAGGAGCUCACUGGAUUCAGUUAAGCAAAGGUUUGAGCUGAACAAGAAGAAAAUGGAAGAGAAAAAGAAAGAUUAUGAUAUGGCAGCUCGCAUACAAGAAUUAGCAGAAGAGGAAGAGAAACUCAAAGAAUAUCGAAAAGAAAAGAAGAAGGAAAAAAGGAAAGCUGAAGAAAUGAAUGAUGAUCAAGAUCCUCCAAAUGAAUUAGCUAGUAUAAUGGGAUUCUCUGGAUUUGGGUCAUCAAAGAAGAGAUAA